GCUGCUGCGACGGUCUAUUGACAGUGUAGAUUAUAAACUCCGCCCCAUCGUAUUUUUGCUGGCGGAUGCUAACAAGCGCACCAGCUCGAAGAAGUGCGUCUUACGGUUUUACUCCGCGUCCUUUUCAGGUGAUCAACAAGAACGAACCGCAUAUUGACACAUGCCAUUUAUCCCUCGUUACUAAAACCAAAACGUCUGGAUGAGUGGGUCAUUCUCUUCCCCCUCUGCUGAGGUGGCUGAAAUGGACCGCAUCCAGUUUGAGUUGGAGUACACGGUGGGAAUCAGCCAGCGCAUGCGAAUCCCUGAGACCCUCAAGGUGGCUUCAGAGAACCAUCCAGGUUCUCUGUCAUUUCAGCAUCCCCUCCCUUUACACACAGCCAAGAUGAUGCAGGUGCCAGAGAGAAUCAUCGUAGCCGGUGAUGAUGGGGAUCUUCAAUUUUCUCACCCUCGAGACUUGGACCUAAUCCAAUCCCUCCCUCCCAUGGACCUUCUGAGCAUGAAGGCCCCACCACGUAUCCUCACUCUAUCAGAGCAGCCACUGGACUCCCUUGAAACCGAACAAACUGCCACAUCACAGAGCAAUCCCAUCCAUGCAGCUCACUUUCAUGCUCGGCCUCGAAGGGAGCGCAGUGCCAGUGAAAACAUGUCUGGCCGCCACAGCAAUCAGAUUGUCCGAGGUGACACAAGUGUAACCCCUUCCCCUUCUGCCCCCCCAGUCCGGUUGUGUCCCCCCCUAUGUUCCCCUGAAGAUGCUAACAUCCACCUGUUUACCACUGCGGGGUUCCUGUCUUAUAUGCAGUCCACAACACGUCGGGCCUACCAGCAGGUGCUCGAAGUGCUGGAUGAAAGCCACCGCAGGACACACCUGGACCUGGCUCUGGAUAUUAAUCCUGACGAGUCUGGCCUAGUGGACGCGUCAUCGCUACGACGACAGAUUGUGAAGUUGAACCGGCGACUGCAGCUGCUUGAGGAAGAAAACAAAGAACGCUCCAAGCGAGAAGUGAUCCUGUAUUCUGCUACAGUGGCUUUCUGGCUAAUUAACACCUGGAUCUGGCUCCGUCGCUAAGACUUUAGCAGACUGAAUCUCAAAAACCACUGGAAGCCAAGACAGCGCCUUGUUAAAAGUGCAACCAACACAGUAUGGUUAUUUAUUACAUAUAAAAGAAACCAUUUGAAACUACACUACAAUCCUCCGUGUUUCUAUUGCAAAUAAUAUAUUGGGAUUCUAGUUUGAAAUUUUCAUAUUGGCUAGUAUUCAUAUCAAACUACAAGUCUGGUGCAACGCCACUAAAACUAGAGGUAAAGCCGAAGUUGCCAUAUCUUACAUUCAAAGACUCAUCAUUCAAUUAUGUAUUUAUUUAAAAACGUAUUUUUGGGCCGGUCUAAAGUAGCAAAUGCGAGCACUGUACUAAUCAGCAAGAAUUGCCAAAACCUCACCAAUAAUUAUGUUGUUUUGUGCAAUUAUUACAGAUUUUGAGUGUUGAAUGCUUGAUUAUUGCACAGCAACGACAGAUGUUAGAGUGAUGCCUAACAUCUAUCACACUUGAGAGAGUAAAUAACAUUCGUAAAUGAGACUUUUUAGCUGGAAGAAAAUAGUAGAGGGCUCACUGGAUUUACUGAUGCCCAGAACUUACGUUACAAGAACAAGUUUUGGACCGGUCUUGACUGUUUGAAAUUAAAUCUGAUUUUGUAAACAAAUUAAAAAGGAGUGUCCAAAUAAGAAGAUUAAAUCUAGAGAUUCCAUAAUAUAUGUUCUUCGAGUUCUCUCAACCAACACAUUUGUACAAAGUACUUGAAUAACCUAUUGUUGUAAAUGUUGUAGUCGGUUGUUUACCUUUUACAGUGACUUGUCGAUGGAUUCUGUUAUGAGCUCAAUGAAGUAUCAAUAAACACACUAAGGGUAAGGCCAAUCUGUGCCAUGAUAAUGUAUUUAUUUCUUUCCAUGCUGUUUCCACUGUUUACGGGUUUUUUGAACGUGUUUGGCAAGAAUAAAAGCAUAGACUGUCGUUUUAUUCAUUUGAACAGUGAUGACAUUUAAUGGAUUGCUAUGUGCACAAAAUAUUGCUGUCAUUAUUUUUUAUUUUCAUAUAUUACAGUACCUAUGACUUAAAGCUGAAGUUUAAAGUAUUUUACUUUCCUUGUAAGAUAUUGAUACAUGCAUUGUUUGUAAAAUAAAUAAUAAUUCCCUGCAGA
This is a messenger RNA of Pungitius pungitius (ninespine stickleback), 2193 nucleotides long. Its product is annotated as mitochondrial fission factor homolog A-like. Lineage: Eukaryota; Metazoa; Chordata; Actinopteri; Perciformes; Gasterosteidae. Bases 200 to 1066 code for a protein of 288 amino acids. Gene Ontology annotation, cellular component: mitochondrial outer membrane; peroxisome. Gene Ontology annotation, biological process: positive regulation of mitochondrial fission. The record is from RefSeq and is a predicted model, not a curated record. The transcript is spliced from 7 exons.